AAUAAGGAUGAAUUAUCAAACCAAGUGACAUUCUUGAUCUGUAAAGGGGAUAAAUGUACACAAAUUAAAAACCUGUUUUUAUGCGAUUUUCAGAUUAGACUUCUAAAACAACCUGCUAAGAACAAACAAAAAAAGUGAAUAAAAUGUAUCGUAGCCUACGCGCAAAACUGAAAAAUCCCAUAUUACGUUAUGCAUAAAUAUGCACAUUUUGUUGUGGCGUUGCUAAAAAUGAAGACUAAAUGGGCGCGUACGUAAGUAAAAUAAAUAGUUUUUUUUAUUUAAAAAUCAAAGCACAUUAACGUCACAACGCAUAAAGCCUCACAAGAGCGGAGAACAGUCCUUAGAAAUAACAACAAUAGACGCUUCUCGGGUGACGGCGAUUCACGAAAGCGGUUUAGGAGAAUUCCGAAGCAGCGCUGCGCGGAGAAGCGCCUCCCUCUACGCUCUUGUCGUACACGCCGCUGAUCGGAGGCCGAGCCGAGUCGUCUGCUGGAAGGAUCAAACCCAAAACAGGCUUGUACUUCUACCUUGCCGUUCGCGAACCGGGGCCGCUUUUAAAAGGACUUCACCCUUAAAGACACCAGCUCACCAUGGAGAACCAGAAGUGGUAGGGUCUUCGUGACUUGAGGUGUGGGAGCGAGGCUGCUCCUGAAUCCCCCGGUGCCCCCGCCCUCCUGGACGGCCCCGAAAUGACCACAGGGGAGUGCUGCCACCUCCCAGUCCUGUGCGACUGCACUGGCAACGCUGCCCUGUCCAAAACCGUGGAGGAGGCCGACAACCGCCCCCAGUAUGUCACGCAGGUCACGGCCAAAGAUGGACGCCUGCUAUCUACUGUUAUCAAAGCCCUGGGCACUCAGAGCGAUCGGCCGAUUUGUCGGAUCUGCCACGAGGGUCAAGACGUGUGCAAUAGCGAGGGGCUUCUCUCCCCGUGCGACUGCACCGGCACGCUGGGCACGGUCCACAAGAGCUGCCUGGAGAAGUGGCUGUCCUCGUCUAACACCAGCUACUGUGAGCUGUGCCACACCGAGUUUACCAUCGAGCGCCGGCCCCGGCCCCUCACAGAGGUAACAAAGUGGCUCAGACCCGGUCCCAGGAAUGAGAAGCGCACCCUCUUCUGUGACAUGGUGUGCUUCCUGUUUAUAACCCCCCUGGCGGCCAUCUCAGGCUGGCUGUGUCUACGGGGAGCACAGGACCACCUGCACUUCAACAGUCGCCUGGAGGCCGUCGGCCUCAUCGCUCUGACCAUCGCGCUUUUCACCAUCUACGUCCUCUGGACACUGGUCUCGUUCCGCUACCACUGUCAGCUGUACUCGGAGUGGAGACGAACCAAUCAGAAGGUCCGCUUGCUCAUUCCCGACACCAAGGGUGCACACUCCACCCAGCAUUCCUUGCUUUCCACGAAGCUGCUGAAAAAGACAGCAGACGAGACCAUAGUAUGAGAGACGUGGUGCGGGGGGGAGCGGGGCCCGAUGGCGGUGGUAUUAGUGUGCUACAGGUUCUUGACACGGCGUCGUCGACUAGAGCCGCGGCAUUUUUGGAUGCAUUCUUUUCUAUUUAAUCCUUUUUAUCUAAAUAUGUGAGCACUUCAUUUAUUUAAUUUUUUUUUCACGAGUCUCUUUUAAUGUUUUUUUGGAGCCUUUAUAAGUGUGUUGUUUUUUAUUUAUUCGGGGGCUUGAACAGCCAGGCUGAGGCCCCGUGCUGUUCAGUAUGCAUUGUAUUUGAAACAAUCGGAAACCUAACUUAUGUGUGUAGACGAUUCCUUUGAGCGCAGCGGCGAGGGAUUACGACUCGAGUACAUACGGCUGCUGAAGCUUAAAACCAAACCUUUCUUUCGUUUUUCGAUGUAUCGUUUUUCUACUCAUCUACCUUCGAGUACUUUCCAUCUUAAUCCGACGGAGUCAUGCCUAAGCGAACGUGGUCCUCGUGGCUCCUGUACGAUUUAGUCAAGAUAUAAAUACAGAAAUAUACACACACACACACUAAGCGAACAAGUAAGCUCUAAGCUCUGUAUUACAGGGCCGUUUGCCCGGGCAAUGAAUGUGGAGGCUGAUGUAUAUCCGCGAGAGCGAGUGCAAUAAAACCCCGCCGUCGGCAUGACUCUGCUGUGAACACGCGCAGGUUUUCAUGCAUGCCUAUUUCAUUUCGCAAAUCUCAUCAGAUCGGUGACCGUUCGUGGGUUUCGAUUUCGCGCACAGAUCAAAGGCUAUCUGUCCCCGAACCGAGCGGCCUCCGAACAACGUUAAAUAGCAUGCGGUGGUUUUAAAGUCGUAGCACUUUCUGACAACGUAGCCUAGAUGUGAGCCGAACAAAUGUAGAUACGUGUACGCUUUUGGGAUGCAAAUACGUGGCGACUUUAUAUGUUGUUGUCGAGUCGUGAUAAGCGCAGAUGCAAACAGACCUCUACAGUUCAUUGUUGAAUCAUUUUCGAAAUAAUUUUUUUUUUUAGGUGAGUGUUUAAAGAUGAAUGUGUAUGCGUGUUUACAGUAUGCGUUUUGUGAGCUCCGGCUCUUUGUGCUGUUUAGUUACAGCAUCAAAUGCCCGAGGUUGAGGAUGGCGUGCUUGGGAUCUUGUAGCAGUUUACUUUUGUGGAAGAUGCAGGUCAGGCCGCGGUAGGAAGAAGCAGUUGCGAAGCGGUUUGCCAGACCAGUAACGAAACCGUCGUCCGUGAACGACACUACAGUGUUUAAACAAAGCCGUCUUUUAGCUGUGUGUCGAAUUGGUGCGAGAUGAUUCUGCAGAACGCCAACCAUCAGAUUUUUUUCGUUGCAAUGGGAUAGGCAGUGUUUGCACAUUUUCCACACUUAAUGCGGACCCUUUCGCGCCUUAUGCGCUCGACGUGGAAGAUCUGGGUCUAGAAAAUGCGCGGGAAAGUUCUCUGAGGGAAUUGUUCACACGUAGAUGAAAAUCUCGUUAUUCGCUCGCCCUAAUGUCACUUCAAACUGUUAAUCGCGAAACAACUUUGGCGAAUCAUUUCUAGAAUGCGCGCGAUGCAAAUUUACGUCGACGCUGUCAGGUUUCAAGAUCGCAAUUAAAAGGUUCGUAGGAAACAUGCGCCCCUUUCAGUCCAUACCAGAGUUUUGCGCGAUAACCAGAAAGAAAUAAAAGUGGCAACCUUCUGCAGAUCUUUAAAAUGCAUAGAUUUCAGUUGAUCUGCCACUUAUAGCUUUUGUUUUUGACACUUUUUUUUACAAUUUUUUUUUCGUCUUUCAGUUCUUGACGGAAGCUCGGUUCUAACAUUCGAUAAAAUUUCACAAUUCUGCUUUCUAAACAACACCAGUGCUUAGUACUUUUCUCGGUUCAGUUUCUGAUUAUUUUGAAUUGUCUGGUAUUUUAAAAAAUCCUGGCUUUUGUCUCACAAUCCUAUUCUGGGAAGAAACGUCUGACUUGGGAGGCGUUAACUCUAGUUACGUGAAAGUUACGUGAGAAACUCUAGUUACGUGAAAAAAAGCGACUGUAGGCUAAGAAUUCAGGAAAUAGUCGAAAUCGUGAGAUAUGAACUUGUCAUUGUUAGAAAUAAGUCAGAAUUGUUAGAUUUGGUUUUAACAGCAUGUGAGUUUGGAAUAACAUGAGGGAGGGGGGGGGUGAAUAUUGACAGAAAAUUAUUUUUGGCCGAACUGUUCUUUUAAGGCUAAUGAAACGAGCUACCUAAGGUCCUUGGAUUCUUUAUUGUAAAUUCUGCUGCGUCUCAAUUGUAAAUGUGUAGAUAAACUGAUGUCUCUGUUGUAAGAAGUGUCAUGUGCUGUAGGUCCAGGGUUCUGCACGCGCGUGUGUGUGUGCGUGCGCGCGCGUGUGUGUGUGUGUGUGUGUGUGUGUGCGCGCGCGUGUGUACGUACGUACGUGUGUGUGUGUGUGUGGAGCGGACAGGCCCACGAAUGUCUGGAUUAUUUGCCGACCACUUGUUUUAAAGGACGCAGCUGAUCGGCUUGCGCUUAAACGCUUGUAGUUCGCGCCCAAACAAGCGAGUUUGAAACCAAAAGGUGCUUCUGUAGUCGGAUAUUCAAACAUGCAAAAGGUUUUUCCCUCAAAUUCAUCCCGCCUCCCGUCAGCCGAUUUCACAUUGGACGACGGGAAGGAAAAAAAAAAAAAGGUUUCCUCUCUAAAUGGAUCCUUUAUUUAAAGGGGAGAAAAUUGUGCAAUAGAUACACUAUACACGAUGGCAUUAUUUGUUAAUAAUAAUUAUUUUGAUAUUUUUGUAAAGUUUUAGGAAUAAUCCAUCAUCAUAAUAAUCGUCUUUCCCAUUGCUCAGUGUUUUUCUGGAAAGAGGUUGCCCAUUUUUACCAUCGUUAUUUCAAACUAGUGGUGUCGGAUCACCAAUGACGGGCAACUUCACCAGCUUAAUGCUAACUUGAGGAAUGCUGUCUCGUUGUUGUGCUUCCACCUGCUUUCUUCACUUUUUGGGCCAUUCCUUGGUUAUUUUGCAAUGUAGGGUAAAUACAUCGAGAGUGCAAUUUAAAAAAAAAUAAAAAUACUACAAUGCAAUUCUUACCUAUAACCUUAACAAUACAUGUAUGAUAUAUACAUAGACGUAGAUGUUGUUGCAUAUGAAGGACUUCAGAGAGACGAUGUUGAACUCAUGAUUUUAUUGUUUAUUUUGUGUUUUUAACUUGCAGUGGAUGCCAACGAGCUGGCCACAAUAUGCAACACUGCAAGAGCAGUUCAGCGGCUCGAAUGAUGAUGUUAAUAAAAACCGAAACCUCUCUGUUCCUCCAGUGCAUGCUUUCUUAUUUAAAUACAACGGCACUUUCACUAAUUUAAUAAUGGAAAACAUCCGUCGUAAAUUUCCGAGGAGGAGGGGGUUGACUUUUGUUUGCAGUUUCAGAAAAGAAAGCAUUUCCAAAUCCGUACGCGCGUUCACACAGUGAUUCAGUUGAACUCUCUCUCAUUUUGCCAGUGUGUGUUUUUUAAUGUAUCCAUGCGUAUUAUUUUGCUUCUGUUUUCAUUUAUCCACCGAGCACAGGAUUUUGAUCACUCUGAACUUUUGAAAUACUACGAUGUUUAUGUUGUGCAGUGGCUAAGAGAAAGAUGUCUGUAAUGUCCUCACCAAAAUAUGUUGGUGCUUGAAAUCAGCCAAGAAAAGUGUGCAAAGCAAAUUAAAAACGAUGCUCUGGA
Molecule: messenger RNA, 5109 nt
Organism: Puntigrus tetrazona (Sumatra barb)
Lineage: Eukaryota; Metazoa; Chordata; Actinopteri; Cypriniformes; Cyprinidae
Gene: march2
Product: membrane-associated ring finger (C3HC4) 2
Biological process (GO): protein ubiquitination
Molecular function (GO): ubiquitin-protein transferase activity; zinc ion binding
Source: RefSeq, a predicted model, not a curated record